AUGCGCCGCCACCACGAACCAAUGCGCCUUCUGCAUCACGAUCAUGAUGGGGAGCUCGUUCUCACUGCGUUCGACGACUACGAGCAGCCAGCUUAUACUAUACUUUCACACACUUGGGGAAAGGACGAAGAAGAGGUUUCUUUCGCAGAUCUUAUGGAUGGUGGUGGAAAGGACAAACUUGGAUACAAUAAGAUUCGCCUCUGUGGAGAACAAACACGGCGGGAUGGAUUCCACUACUUCUGGGUUGAUACUUGCUGCAUCGAUAAGUCGGACAAGGUUGAGCUUUCCUUAGCUAUCCGGUCCAUGUUUCGCUGGUAUCAAGACGCGGCGAAGUGUUACGUGUACCUCUCAGACGUAUCAGCAAAGAAAAGGAAACUUGAUGGCAUGCUUACAGAAACGACGUUGGAACAUUCGCUGACGUCAAGUCGAUGGUUCACGCGUGGCUGGACGCUGCAAGAGCUCCUAGCUCCAAGCAUAGUUGAGCUGUUCUCUCAGGAAUGGAAAAGACUUGGAGAUAAGACGUCGCUCGGACCGCUGAUCAGUAAGAUAACUGGUAUACCACAGGAAGUGCUGCAAGGAUACUCUCUUGCCCAGUUCGAUAUUAGCGAGCGCCUGCGUUGGAGAGGCGACCGAAAAACUAAGCUGAAGGAGGAUAUGGCGUACUCGUUGUCAGGCAUCUGUGAUGUCGACAUCGCACCUCUGUAUGGCGAAGGAGAAGAAGAGGCAUUCAAGCGACUUCACAAAGAACUUCAGAAGCUAAAGGAUUGUUUGCGUGACUUGCGCCAGGGCGAUCCCAAGGAUGAUAAGAAACGAAUCGAGGAGACAAAGGGCGGACUGCUAGUAGACUCAUAUCGCUGGGUUCUCAGCAACGAUGCUUUCCAGCAAUUGCAACGAGACCCGCAAACGAAACUUCUAUGGGUAAAGGGCGACCCUGGAAAAGGCAAAACGAUGCUGCUUUGUGGGAUCAUUGACGAGCUACGCAUGUCGAUGCCUAACACGACUCUACUGUCAUAUUUCUUCUGUCAAGCGACAUUCUCUCAUCUCAACAGCGCUACGGCCGUGCUUCGAGGGCUGUUGUACAUGCUCAUAACUCAGCAACCAUUGCUUGCGUCGCACAUAUAUAAGAGACAUGAUCACGCAGGAAAGCGUCUAUUCGAAGAUGCAAAUUCUUGGGUUGCAUUGACGGACAUUUGGGUUGACGUGCUGCGAGAUCCCGGCCUGCGCAUGGGUUACUUGCUCAUCGAUGCGCUUGACGAAUGCACUACCGACCGGUCUAAGCUGCUGCGCUUCAUUGCUAUGCAGUCUUCUUCUUCAUCUCGUCUCAAAUGGAUUGUUUCUAGCCGGAACUGGCCAGAGAUAGAAAGAUCGCUAGAUCCAGCGGCUGGAAAAGUGCCCCUCAGUCUCGAGCUCAACGCGCACUCCAUCUCCGCAGCAGUCAAGACUUUCAUUAACACAAAGGUGUCCCGACUGGCAGAUGAGGAAAGAUACGACGAGCAAAUACGGAACGUUAUAUCAGAGUACUUGAGCGCAAAUGCAAACGACACAUUCUUGUGGGUCGCAUUAGUAUGUCAACAUCUCAAGGGCAUAGCAAAGCGGCAUGUCAUGAAGAAGCUCAAUUCCAUUCCGCUUGGGCUGACGCCAUUUUACGAACGUAUGUUGAGCGGGAUAAGCGAGUCAGAAGAUGCCGGAACCUGUCGUUGUGUGCUGGCCACUACCGCCAUCCUGUUGCGACCCGUCGUGAUCCAGGAGUUGACUGCAAUAGUUGAGCCCCUGGAGGAAUUCGCUGAUGAUCUCGAGACGGUCCGGGAGAUUGUCGAACUAUGUGGAUCUUUUCUCACCGUGAAAAAAGAUACAGUGUAUUUCGUCCACCAAUCUGCUCGGGACUUUCUAUUCACAAAUGCGAACGAUGAGAUAUUCCCAUACGGUAUCGAUAUCGCCCAUCAGGAGAUCUGCCGGAGGUCACUCGCAGUUCUGUCUCUUCAACUACACAGAGAUAUGUACAAGCUGGAAGCACCAGAUGCCUUCAUUGAUGAUGCUCAGCCGCCAGAUCCUGAUCCAUUAGUAGCAUUACGUUAUUC
Messenger RNA from Alternaria postmessia, 2078 nucleotides. RefSeq lists its product as uncharacterized. The annotation marks the transcript as partial. Lineage: Eukaryota; Fungi; Ascomycota; Dothideomycetes; Pleosporales; Pleosporaceae. The transcript is spliced from 2 exons. The record is from RefSeq and is a predicted model, not a curated record.